AUGGAGUUGCCAUUGAGUCAACUUAACUUCUGGACACUUUUGCUGCUGGUGAUGUCAAGCCUCCUACUGUGGGAGAAAGCAGCAGCAAUUCCUGCAUGUCAUACUGAAGAUGGAAGCUGUAGGGAACCACUUGUGGAAACAUUUAACAAUGCCAUUCAUAGAGCUGAAAACAUCCAUAACCUUAUCCAUCAACUACAUGAAGAAUUUUUCUACCAAGAAUUCUCUUCCAGUGAAUUUUCUACUAUUGUUGACCGACUCUAUAGGAGGGAUCAAGCUGCUUUCAUAGCCAGAACUUACUGCCAUCCUAAUAUCACGAACCUUCCAGAUAGGAGAACUGAACACACAAAUAUGAAAACCAAAAAAUAUGUAAAAAUGAUGAUCAAUUUUGUGGGUGCCUGGAUCAACCCUCUCUACCAUCUGGUGGUUGAACUGAGUGCCAUGGAAGGGGUUCCUGAAACUAUCCUUUCAAAAGCCAAUGAGAUCGAAGAGAACAACAGAGACAUCCUGGAUGACCUUAGAUGGAUACUCACCAAGGCCUAUCCUACAGCAAGGAUGAAGGAAGGCUUCCCUACCUGGCAAUAUCUCCCGGUUUUAAAAUCAAAUAACAAAUACUAUAAAUUUUUGGCUAUUUUUAACCUUUCCAAUUGCCUAAAAACUUGUAUAUCCUACACUAUAUAUCAUAUCAGAGAUUUGAAGUGUUUAAUAACAGGGGAAGGUUGCUAA
Psammomys obesus (fat sand rat) is the source of this 723-nucleotide messenger RNA. Its product is annotated as prolactin-8A7-like. Gene Ontology annotation, cellular component: extracellular region. The transcript has 6 exons. The coding region runs from base 1 to 723 and encodes 240 amino acids. Gene Ontology annotation, molecular function: hormone activity; prolactin receptor binding. The record is from RefSeq and is a predicted model, not a curated record. NCBI's taxonomy places the organism in Eukaryota, Metazoa, Chordata, Mammalia, Rodentia, Muridae. Gene Ontology annotation, biological process: female pregnancy; positive regulation of cell population proliferation; mammary gland development.